This is a messenger RNA of Phyllopteryx taeniolatus (common seadragon), 10335 nucleotides long. RefSeq names its product insulin-like growth factor 1b receptor (gene igf1rb). The record is from RefSeq and is a predicted model, not a curated record. The transcript is spliced from 21 exons. Gene Ontology annotation, molecular function: insulin receptor substrate binding; ATP binding; insulin receptor activity. The coding region runs from base 389 to 4627 and encodes 1412 amino acids. NCBI's taxonomy places the organism in Eukaryota, Metazoa, Chordata, Actinopteri, Syngnathiformes, Syngnathidae. Gene Ontology annotation, biological process: glucose homeostasis; positive regulation of kinase activity; protein autophosphorylation. Gene Ontology annotation, cellular component: membrane; insulin receptor complex; axon.
GAUGCGGAUUACACAGGAAUCCCCGCUGCUCCCCAUUGAGUCAUAUCGGUCCCGUCGCCCUCACCUGCGCGGUGUGCCUGUCGCCGGCGUUUAAGAUCAAUGUGAAGAGAUUUACACCGGGGCGAGUGUGUAAACGCUGAUUUUCCGAACGGGCUUUCGUGACUGCUAGCUCGUGGCUGCUAGCCCAUUAGCUCCAUUAGCCGGCUAGCGGCUAAAAGGCGCAGGCUGAACAUUUAACAGGCUUCUUCCCCUCCUCACACGUCACCCAGAAAUAACCCUGAGAGUUUGUUACACGGACUGACGGACGCCCCCCUCCUCAACCCCCUUACGCCCCCUCGACGCGCGUAUUUAUUUACAGGUUUUCGGCCAAGGAUUGACGUCUCCGGGAAUGAGGGCUCGAAUGGAAAGGAGCCGCUUGACCUUGUUUUGGGGUCUGAUGCUGGCCGUGUUGUCCUGCCUCCGGCCCGCCGCAGCAGAGAUUUGCGGACCAAGCAUUGACAUCGGCAAUGACAUCAGCGAAUUCCGGCGUCUGGAGAACUGCACGGUGGUGGAGGGCUACUUGCAGAUCCUCCUCAUUGGCGACAAGAAUAACAAUCAGGAGAUCUUCCGCUCGCUCAGCUUCCCCAAGCUGACUGUGAUCACAGACUACCUGUUGCUUUUCCGGGUCUCCGGCCUGGACAGCCUGAGCACACUGUUCCCCAACCUGGCCGUGAUCCGUGGCCGCAACCUCUUCUACAACUACGCCCUGGUCAUCUUCGAAAUGACCAGCCUGAAGGAUAUCGGUCUGUACAACCUCCGUAACAUCACCCGCGGCGCUAUCCGCAUCGAGAAGAACCCGGAGCUGUGCUACCUGGAUUCUGUGGACUGGUCGCUCAUCAUGGACGCCGAGUUCAACAACUUCAUUGCCGGAAACAAGCAGUCCAAAGAGUGCAGCGACGUGUGCCCGGGCAUCAUGGAGAACAACCCGCAAUGUCGCAAGACAAUGUUCAACAACAACUACAGCUUCCGCUGCUGGAACUCCAACUACUGCCAGAAAGAGUGCCCGGACAAGUGUGGGCGACAAGCGUGCACGGUGAGCGGCGACUGCUGCCACACACAGUGCCUGGGCAGCUGUAGCAUGGCAGGCAGCGACACCUCCUGCGCCGCCUGCAUGCACUACUACCACCAGGGCCGCUGCGUGGCCGACUGUCCCCCCGGCACCUAUAAAUUCGAGGGUUGGCGCUGUGUCAGCAUUGAGUUGUGCUCCAGAGUCCACCUGCCCGACUUUGACAGCUUCGUCAUCCACAAGGGCGAGUGUAUGUCUGAGUGCCCCUUCGGGUACACGCGCACCGCCCACAACAGCAUGUCCUGCACCGCUUGUGAUGGCCUGUGCGAUAAAGUGUGUGAGGAGAAGGUCAUUGACUCCAUGGACGCUGCACAGUCCCUGAAAGGCUGUACGGUUAUCAAAGGCAAUUUGCAAAUCAACAUCCGCAGAGGCCACAACAUGGUGGCUGAGCUGGAGAGCUUCACGGGUUUGAUCCAGAGGGUGACUGGCUACGUGCGCAUAAGACACUCGCACACACUCAGCUCGCUGGCCUUCCUGCGCAGCCUGCGAUACAUCGAUGGCGAGGAACUCCUGGACGACAUGUACGCCUUCUCAGCGUUCGACAACCAGCAGCUGCAGUACCUGUGGGACUGGAAGCAACACAACCUCACCAUCAGGAGCGGGAAGCUGUUCUUCCGGGCCAACCCCAAGCUCUGCGUGUCGGAGAUCCAGAAGAUGUGGGAGCAGACGGGCAUUCCAGGGCGCUUCGACGAAAGUGACUUUCGCAACAACGGCGACCGAGCCAGCUGCGAAAGCACCAUCCUGCAGUUCAAGUCCAACACCACCAGCAGCACCAGGAUCAAGCUGACCUGGCAGCGCUACCGCCCCCGAGACUACAGAGACCUCAUCAGCUUUAUCGUUUACUACAAAGAGGCGCCGUACCAGAACAUCACCGAGUUCGAGGGGCAGGACGGCUGUGGCUCCAACAGCUGGAACAUGGUGGAUGUGGAGCUUCACCAGGACAAGGACACAGAUCCUGGCGUUCUGCUGUCUGGCCUGAAGCCUUGGACGCAGUACGCUGUCUUCGUCAAGGCCAUCACGCUCAUGGUAGACGACAAGCAGGUUCCCAGUGCCAAAAGCAAGGUGGUGUACAUUCGAACCAGCCCCUCAGCGCCCUCCAUGCCUCAAGAUGUGCGUGCCUACUCCAACUCCUCCACCCAGCUCGUGGUGCGCUGGCUUCCCCCAGUGUCCCCAAACGGCAAUCAAACGUACUACCUGGUGCGCUGGCAGCAGCAGGCUGAAGACCGAGAACUGUAUCAGCACAACUACUGCUCCAAAGAGUUGAAGAUCCCUGUAAGGAUGGCAGCGAUCGGGGUGGGGGACCAGGAGGAUGACACCAAGCCUACAAAGUCGGACCCCGAUGGCUCCGACAAGGGCCCCUGCUGCCCCUGCCCCAAAUCGGUGGAGGACCUGGAGGCGGAGGCCGCGGACGCCUCCUACCGGAAAGUCUUUGAGAACUUUCUCCACAACUCCAUCUUUACACCCAGGCCACCGGAUCGUCGGCGUCGAGAUCUAUUCAGCAUCGCCAACGCCACCCACUCCCGACGCAAGCACCAGCCUCACUCUAACACCAGCACCACCCCUCCCCUGCAAGCUUCUGCCAACAGCAGCAGCGUUGACCCAGAGAUGGCAGAGCGCGAGUUCGAAUUCAUGGAGCAGGCAGUGACUGAGCGUGAGCUGCAGAUCUUGGGUUUGCAGCCGUUCACAGUGUACCGCAUCGAUGUACACGCCUGUAAUCGGCAGGUGCAGCGCUGCAGCGCCGCUGAGUUUGUCUUCUCCAGAACCAAACCGGCAGAAAAGGCAGAUGACAUUCCUGGUCCGGUGUCUUGGGAGGGCCAAGAAGACUCUGUGGUACUGCACUGGCCUGAGCCGUCUCACCCCAACGGCCUCAUCCUCAUGUAUGAGAUGAAGUUCAAACUGGGUGCAGAGACUGAAAAGCACGAGUGCGUGUCGGGUCAGAUGUAUCGGGCACAGCGUGGUGUCCAUCUGUCCAACCUGAGUCCAGGCAACUACUCGGUGAGGGUCAGAGCGACGUCAUUGGCAGGGAACGGAUCCUGGACACGACCGUUAGAUCUAUAUGUGGCUGAACGAUAUGAACACUUCCUCUACGCAAUCGUAUUUGCCCCCAUCUUUAUCAUCAUGAUCAUCUGCUUCCUGGUCGGCGCACUCUUCGCCCUGAACAGGAAAAGGAACAGCGAUCGACUUGGAAAUGGAGUACUGUAUGCGUCUGUCAACCCCGAAUACUUCAGUGCAGCUGAAAUGUACGUGCCAGACGAGUGGGAGGUGGCGCGAGAGAAGAUCUCCCUGAGCCGCGAGCUGGGCCAGGGUUCAUUCGGCAUGGUGUAUGAGGGGAUCGCUAAGGGGGUUGUGAAGGACGAACCGGAGACAGAAGUCGCUAUCAAGACGGUGAAUGAGUCGGCCAGCAUGAGGGAGCGCAUCGAGUUCCUCAACGAAGCGUCCGUCAUGAAGGAGUUCAAUUGUCACCAUGUGGUGCGUCUCCUUGGGGUGGUGUCUCAGGGCCAGCCCACCCUGGUAAUUAUGGAGCUGAUGACACGAGGAGACCUCAAGAGCUACUUGCGCUCCCUCCGACCUAAAGAGCAACAGUGGUCCAGUUUGUCCCUGCCGCCCCUGAAGAAAAUGCUUCAGAUGGCAGGCCAGAUUGCAGAUGGCAUGGCAUACCUCAAUGCCAGCAAGUUUGUGCACCGAGACCUUGCGGCGCGUAACUGCAUGGUGGCCGAGGACUUUACCGUCAAGAUAGGAGACUUCGGCAUGACCCGAGACAUCUAUGAAACGGACUACUACCGCAAAGGCGGAAAGGGCUUGCUUCCCGUCCGGUGGAUGUCACCUGAGUCGCUGAAGGACGGCGUUUUCACCACCAAUUCCGAUGUCUGGUCAUUCGGGGUGGUCUUGUGGGAGAUAGCCACACUGGCAGAGCAGCCCUACCAGGGACUAUCCAACGAGCAGGUGCUGCGCUUCGUCAUGGAAGGAGGCUUGCUGGAGAAACCGCAUAACUGUCCCGACAUGCUGUUUGAGCUGAUGCGCAUGUGCUGGCAGUACAACCCCAAGAUGCGUCCAUCCUUCGUGGACAUCAUCGGCAGCAUGAAGGACGAGCUGGAGCAGUCCUUCUGCGAGGUCAGUUUUUUCUACAGCGCUGAUAACAAGCUGGCAGACGGUCCGGCUCCGCUGCCACCCCCGCACCAACCACACCCCGACAACAUGGACGGUAUCCCGUUAGACAUGCCACUGCAGAUGCCACCCUCACCCAGCUCCCACCUUCCACCCGGGCCAUCGCUAGCCCCCGGCUCGCCAACACGGCCCUGCACGGACAAGGAGCCCGUUGGGCACCAAUCAGCUAACGGGUUGACAUCAUCAACAUCAUCAUCUUCGGUGAAUGUGGCGGUGGGGGCAGGGGCACCGCCCAACGGGACCAGCUCAGUGGCCGCCAUGCAGGCGUCCCUGGACGAGCUUCCGCCCUAUGCCCACAUGAACGGGGGACGCAAAAACCAGCGUGCCAUGCCCCUCCCUCAGUCGUCUGCCUGCUGAUUGGACGGAGCAAAGACUCAUGGGAAGUCAAACCUAUUCUGCUGUACUGCUACCCUUUUUUGUUGCUGUUGUUGUACCGGACGCAACACUGCCCCCUUGCUGCCGAAAAAAACACCACGGAGAGAGUUGCUUGUUUUAUAAAUGCUUUCUUACAUUUUUUUUUUUUUUUUAAAGAGUCCUUCGGAGAGGAUUUCGGUCCAUAUUGGGGCGGGCAUUAUGGAAGCAUACUUAACGGGAGAAGAAGCACUUAAAGAGAGGGAGGUCCUCGAUGUAUGGAUGUAACGGUUGGUACAGUAAGGACGUAAAAGGGUGCAAAAAACAACAAGAAAACUCCAUUUUGAUACUUUUGUCUCCAUUUUGAUACUCUAUUUUGUCUCAACAUCAAAAUCUGAGCCACUAAUCGUCGCAAAGUGCUGCGAAUCAAUGUCAAAACACUACAACCAUGACUUUUCUUUCUUUUUUUUUCUAUUGAGCAUUUACAAUACAAAAAAUGUCAGGAAAAAUAGUGAAAACUGCACGAAAAAUGACACAAAAUGGUGAGAUAGUACAUACAAAAAAACGGCAAAAAUUAAAGCGGGGAAAAAAAAAACAGCUUUAGAUACUCCUCCAACAUUGUGCUCGUUGGUACGAUAAAAAGGCUUGAAAACAUUUUUAAAAAUGGUGGGAUACUUUGUGCGCCAAGGGAGGUCCUCCAUGUUGCUCCCUUUGUGCUCAUUGGUACGAUAACAGCAAAAAUUGCAUGUAAGCAUCCACAAAAAAAGACAAAACUAGUUUUUGAUACUCUGGUCUCCAUUUUGAGUCUUCUUUUUGUCUCCGCAUCAAAAUCUGAGCCUCAAAUUGUUGCUGCAAAGUGCUGCAAAUUGACGUCAAACAUCAUGACUUUGUUGCUGGUUUUAAAGAGCAUUAAAUGAGGAUCCAUUUUUGGGCAGGCGUUACGGAUACUUACGGGAGAAUAAGCUGUUAAAGAGGGAGGUCCUCUUAUGUUGCCGGGCAUUGUGCUGGUUGGUACGAUAACGGUCCGAAAAAUGGUGAAAAACAACGUGCCAAAACAACAUUUUGAUACUGCGGUCCCAAUUUUGAUGCUCCAUUUAGUAGUGACAUCAAAAUCUGAAAAUAAAUCAUCACAAAGUGCUGCGAAUCGACGUCAAAAGACUCACUCUCACUCAAUAACAUGAGCACAACUUUUUCUCAGUCGUUUUCAAGAGCAUUUAUGCAAAGAGGGAGGUCCAGCAUUGUGCUCAUUGGUACGUCAACAAUGAAAAGCGGUGUGAACACCUACAAAUAAUAGCAAAAAAUGAUGUGAAAAGACAUUUUUACACUCUGCUGAGGGAGCUCCUCCAUGUUGCCACCAUUAUGGUGUUUGGUACGAUAAUGAAAAAAAUGGCACAAAAACCUACAUUUUGUUCUCCGUGUUGCCAUUAUUGUGUUCAUUGGUACAAUAAUGAUGUAUUGCUCCAAAAACAAAAAAAAUUGCAGUAAAAAAAACAUUUUGAUACACCAUUUUGUCUCUACAUCAAAAUUUGAGCCAUAAAUUGUUGGAAAGUGGUGCAUUGUACUGCGAUUCCAUGUCAAAACACUCCUAAAGUAAGUCAUGGUUGUGUGAUUAAGGUUUUUUUGUUUUGUUUUCAGUAGGAUUUAUACCAGUUUUUGGGUUUUUUUGCUUGUUGGUACGAUAACAACAAAGAAGAACAUGAAAAUGAAAAACUGUGCAAAAGCCUACAAAAACAACAUUUUGAUAUUGCGGUCUCCAUUUUGUCUCAACUUCGAAAUCUGAGCCACAAAUUGUCGUGGUGGUGUUAUUAAGGGUUUUUUUCCCCAAUGGUUUUCAAUAGCAUUUAUGCCAGUUGUUUGGGUGUGACUUUUUCAACCUUCUUAUUUGGUCCCCAUGUUCAUCUUGUACAGAGAAAAAAGACUAGCUGCUAUUUUUCUUCUCUUGUGGUUGUAAUAUAAAUGGUGUGUGUGUGUGUGUGUGUGUAUAUAUAUAUAUAUAUAUAUAUAUAUAUAUAUAUAUAUAUAUAUAAUGUGUGUGUGUGUGUGUGAAUCUGUGAGUAUAUAAGAGACCUUCAGGUUGAAUUCAUGAGCGUUUUCACUCCAGUUAGCCAUGUUUUUUUGGUUUGUCUAUUUUACUUUUUGUGUUACUGAGCUGGUUUCAAAGAAUUAUGCCUGAUAUUGUGUUUAGAAAAGAGUCCCAAGUUAAAUCUCAGGGUUUUUCUUCCAUUUUAGGAUUUCAUUACUAUUGUUAGCCGCACUGCGCUCAAUUUUCGCCACAAUAUCACAGUAUAUGUCCUCUCUCAUUUUUAGGUAGCCUCUGCAGUAGUUCCCACGCUCGUAGUCACAUGUUGUGGUCCAAUUUCUAUAUCACAAAAUGGUCACCAACCAUCAGUUAAAUUCACUGUUUCUGGUCUUCUGCUUUUCAGGUAACUGUCGCGCUAUCUUCUAUCCUUUCCAAAUUUUAAUAAUCACAUAAAAUGGAUGUUAAAGGUUCAUCACUAAAUGUACUAGCUUUCAGGUAACAGCCGCACGCAAUUGACAUUCCCAAAUCUUAAUAAUAACCUAAAAUGGACGUUAAUGUUUUUUUUUUUGCCCGUUUGUUGUCUUUGUUUUCAGAUAGUGCAACGACUGCUAUCUCCAAUGCUAGCUUUGUUUUUCUGACUCAAAAAACACUACAUUGUUGACACACUACUUUUUUUUUCCACCAACCAUCAGUUGAAAUAACUUAAACUGUCUUAGUCUCUUGUUUUCAACUAGCCACUGCACUAGCUGCAGUGCAAGCUAAUAAACUGGCUGCCGAGCUAGCUGGCGUGUAUUCCUGACCUACAUAUUUGAGCCAGCCUCUUAUUUUUUUCCCAACUUAAAGCAUUUUAUUCCUUUCAAAUAGACGUUAAUUGUUUUUUUGUUUUUUUUGUUUUUGUUUUUUGUUUUUUUUUACAACAAAUUACAUAUUUCAUCCUUAUUGUUAUGUCCCAGACACUAUAUAUAGCUGGUGAGCUAGCUAAUGCUCACAAAUGGCACGUGCCACAAAAUGCUUUUUUAUUUUAUUUAUUAUUAUUUUUAUUUUUUUUUAAACAUAACAUUUUCAGCUUGCGUCCAAGCUUAUGCCUUUCUCAAAUCAUGACGGCUAGCUCACUAAUGCUAACAAAUGAGAGUACACAUCAAGAAUAGCAAUACAAAAUGGCAGCAUACAGUUUAGGAAUUGUAAUCAUCCCAAAAUGGAACAUAAAUGUUUUUGAAGCACAGUACACUUCACUUUUUUAUUUUAUUUUUUAUUUUUUUUUCGCGAGCGUCCAAGGCGCGGAUAGCUUCUGCAGUAGCUGACCACGUUUAGUUUAGCUGGCUAGCUAGCUAAAGCUAAUGAAGACAUUAAGUCAUGAUGCACCCCUAACAAUUUUAAAUAAAUCUCACAACAAAAUGGCGGCAGAGUACAGUACACGGAUGCUAAUCAAUGCUAUUUGUAGGGAUGGGUUGCAGUUAGUGGAAACGACUAAUGUUUCUGUUCCCUGGUAAAGUAAAUGGCUGAAUUAAUUUAUUUGUAACAUUUAUUGAAGAAAUAAUGACCAGCCCAGUUGUUUGUGUUUUUGUGUGUGUAAAUCACUGUACAGAAAUAGCUGGAGACUUUUUCUAUUUGUUUUGAUACAUUUUUGAGGGUUUUUUGCUACUUUUGGGGGACGGGAGAAGGUUGUUGUUGUUUUUUUUCCUCUCGUUCAUCCAUCUACCUCACUGUUGUUGUUUGUUUUUUUUUCAUUCUGAUUAUUAUGAUGUAGAGGAGCUUUACUUUAAUUUCACCAUUACAAACCGAACAGCAGCACAGAAACAUUUUUGAUGACAGCGCGGAUAAUUGACCAAUCAGAAUGCAGGAAGUGAACCUUGGGUCCGAGACUGUGAUUCUAAACUGUAGGAGGCGCUGUUGUACUUGCAUGGUCUACGGAAGAUGUAGCUGGAUGGAAAUGGUCAAUAUUUCUGAUCGUUCAAUAAAAAGAGUAUUAGCACCACAGCAAAAAGUAAUGUCAUUAGAGAAAAUGAACACAGCAUAUAGAAGGGGAGGAUACGCUGUAACAUUACAUAGGAAAAAGGCAUUACGUUACUAGAAAAAAAAAGCCAAAAUAUUAUGAGAGAAGUCGCUAUAUUGUGAAAAUAACAUUGAAAUAUUUGCUAUUAAAGCUAAUAUAAUCAAGAAAAGUCGAGUUACAAGAAAAAAAGUCUUAACUACUAAAAGAAAAAAUGAAAGUAGUCGGAAUAUUAGCAGAAAUAAGAAAAAAAUCCAAAGUUCGAAGAAUACAUUUAUAGAUGGUAAUAUAGCUUCUUUUUCAUAAAAUAACUACACUUUCCUCAAAUUCCGACUGCAGCGCUUUUGUAAUAUUCUAGAUUUUUUUUUAACAUUUUCAUGAUAUGACUAUCUCUUAAUAUUUUGUUAUUCUUCAAAAUUCAGAUUUUUGGGGGGGGGGUCAUAAUAUUUUGACUCUCCUCUGACAACUUAAGUUGUAGCAUUAUCGAAACUAAUUCUUGUACAAUUAUGACUUUUUUGUAGCAUCACAGCAAUGAACAGCUCUGGUCAUGAAAAAGACUUCUCCGGAUAAUACAAAUGUAUUUUAACUUUUGUUGUUUAACUUUAUUGUAACAUGACUACUUUAUUUUUGUCAUAUUAAGUUUUUUUUUUCACCAAAUAUUUUAUUUCCACAAUGCUACUUGUUGUAAUAAUUUGACGUACUCUGGUAAAAUUAUGACUUUUCUUGUAAUCUCCAACCUAAAACUUUGUUGAAUUGAAAUUGACUUUUUGUCUCAUAAUAUUUUGACUUUAUUCUGACAUUAGCUAUGACUUAAUGACUUUCCUAAUUUGACUUUUUUCAUGUAAAUGAGUUCUUUUUUUUCUCACCCCUUACAAUAUGGCCCAAAUACACUACAGGCAUCAUGACAUAUCAGCAAAAGGGAGAAAAGAGGAUGUUAUUUGUGAAAUUGUAAAAUAAUGCAAUACAUCUCAACAUUUUUCUUCUGCCCAUGUUUCUGUUGCUGAUUGCAAAAACAAAAAAAACCUAUAACAGUCUAAAAUCUUCGCACAUUAAUGAGUAUGUGGAAGCACAUUCGUAUUCAACUGUACACAUUUGAAGCACGUUUUAAUGUCUUUACGACACAAUGUUGAGACUGAGUGUGUAUUUGGGGCGGAUAUUUAGUUCUCCCCGGGGAGACAUUAACGUUAACAGAGGCCUUUGUGACAGAGUGGACCACAUCGGGUUUGGUUCGGUCGCUUGUUCAAAGAUAAAAACAACAGAAUACUGGCUUAUGGCCAUUUUGACUUGUUGCCAUGGUGAUCACCAGGUACAGCUGGUUCUUUGGUUUAAAUGCAGUAGAAACAUAGCUAUAUGGGAUCAGAUGUGGUUUUUGUUUGUUUGUUUUUUACUAGUGGAUGGCCUCAGAUAAUUUUUUUUAAUUAUUAUUUUGACCUUUUCUUGCAUCCAUGGCCUAUAUAGUUUUGUACAUUUUUCCAAUAGCCUUCCAUCAAAACGUUAGACGGAGGUUUCAUUUUGGGUUUUUUCCCUAUUUUGUUUUGUACAUGAUGUUUUCACAUAUAUUCCAGAGGGUUGAAAAUGUGAUGUUUUCAAAUUUAUUCCAGAGGGUGGAAAAUUAUUGGCUGAAGGAAAAAGAGAAUGUCUGUUUCUCUGGUUCUUGUUUUUUUUUCUACAUGAGAGUUAAGAUGAAUAAAAAUGUAAGGAAAU